UAUUCUCAGCUAUUCCUUGGUUCCUAUACCUGCUAGGAGUAGACAGAAUGCGCGUUUCCUUCCUUAGCGUUGAUUUAUAACCUGAAUGUUUCCAAAGUGCAAAGUGGGAGAGGAUAAAGGACAGCAGCACACUUUUGAAGACAAAUGGCCUUCAAUGAGAGCCAUUGUACUCAAACUUCUACAGCAAGAACCAGUGACACAAAAUGAAUGGCAAGAUUUGUUUUACAAUGUUCAUCAAGUUUGUCUGUGGGAUGAAAAAGGAGCUGUCAAAGUUCGUGAUGCCCUCACAGAUGAUAUUAUGGAGUUUAUUAAGAAGGCUCAAGUGAGGGUCAUGUCUCAUCAAGAAGACCAAGCACUUCUUAAGGCUUACAUUGCAGAAUGGAGGAAAUUUUUUACACAGUGCAACUAUUUACCCACCCCAUUUCGACAGCUUGAGGCAUCACUAGUUGGUUACAAAACUGCUUCAAGUUUCAAGGCAACUUCAGAGACUAGCAUUGUGCGCAAGCUUAUGUUAGACAGCUGGAAUGAAAGUAUUUUCUCAGAUAUUAAACAACGUCUUCAAGACUCUGCCAUGAAACUAGUACAUGCAGAACGAGCUGGUGAAGCUUUUGAUUCGCAACUCGUCAUUGGAGUCAGAGAAUCUUAUGUAAACCUGUGCUCCAAUCCUAAAGAUAAAUUACAAAUAUAUAGAGAUAAUUUUGAGAAGGCAUACAUGGAGGCCACAGAAGCAUUUUACAAAAUGAAAGCUCCUCAAUAUUUGCAUGCCAAUGGUGUUCAAAACUACAUGAGAUAUGCUGAUGCAAAGUUGAGAGAGGAAGAACUUAGGGCACACAAGUAUCUUGAAUCUUGCAGCGGUUCAGUGCAGUUGCUCACCGAGUGCUGUGUUAAUGUUUUAGUUACUGCUUUCAAGAAUACUAUUCUUGCUGAAUGUGCAGGCAUGAUAAAAGCCAAUGAAACAGACAAGUUGCAGUUAAUGUUCAAGCUAAUGGACCGCGUACCCGAUGGCAUUUCUCCCAUGCUUGAUGACUUAGUUGAUCACAUAUUGCAAGCAGGCCUUGAUGACAUGUUAGCCUCUGCUGAUAUCAUUACACAGGACUCAGAGAAAUAUGUAGAAAGAUUGCUUCAGCUUUUCAACCAGUUCAGCCUUCUAGUAAAGGAUGCAUUUAGUGAUGAUCCUAGGUUUUUGACAGCCAGAGACAAAGCCUACAAGCAAGUUGUCAAUGACACUCAAGUUUUUCGACUUGAACUUCCUAGCAAACAGAAUGCUGGUGUAAAGUGCACACCAGAAUCAAAGUGCCCAGAAUUAUUGGCCAACUACUGUGAUAUGCUCCUAAGAAAAACACCAUUAAGUAAGAAGCUUACAUCAGAUGAAAUAGAGAGCAAACUUAGAGAUGUGCUCCUUGUAUUAAAAUACGUACAAAAUAAGGAUGUUUUCAUGCGUUAUCACAAAGCACAUCUGACAAGGAGAUUGAUUUUAGACACAUCUGCAGAUUCUGAAAAAGAAGAAAACAUGGUGGAAUGGUUGCGGGAAGUUGGUAUGCCAGCUGAUUACGUCAACAAACUUGCAAGAAUGUUCCAAGAUGUUAAAGUUAGUGAAGAUCUGAAUCAACAAUUCAAAGAACAAUGUAGAUCAACAAGAGGAAGCAUAGCUGAUUCCAUUAAUAUAAAAAUCUUAAAUGCGGGUGCGUGGGCCCGAGGCAGCGAGCGAGUCACGGUUUCACUUCCUAUGGAACUAGAAGACUAUAUUCCAGAAGUAGAGGACUUUUACAAGAAGAAACAUAGUGGCAGGAAGCUCCAGUGGUACCAUCAUAUGUCUAAUGGCACUAUAACCUUUGCAAAUUCCAUAGGACGUUAUGAUGUUGAUGUCACCACAUUCCAAAUGGCUGUAUUAUUUGCUUGGAAUCAGAGACCUCAAGAUCGUAUUUCAUAUGAGAAUCUUAGACUUGCAACAGAGCUCCCAGAUCCAGAGCUAAGACGGACUCUAUGGUCUCUUGUUGCUUUCCCCAAGAUUAGGCGACAAGUUCUUUUGUAUAGACCUGAAGCUCAAUCCCCCAAAGAUUUUCUUGAAGACACACAAUUUUGGGUUAAUCAAGAGUUUGCUCUAGUCAAAAAUGGGAAGAUGCAAAAACGAGGGAAGAUUAACCUUGUCGGAAGACUUCAACUUUCAACAGAAAGAAGCAAAGAGGAAGACAAUGAAAGCAUCGUUCAACUUAGAAUAUUGCGAGUGCAGGAAGCCAUUAUUAAAAUUUUGAAAAUGAGGAAAAAAAUGAGUAAUGCUCAACUUCAAACUGAACUUGUUGAUAUUUUAAAGAAUAUGUUCCUUCCUAGUAAAAAGAUGAUCAAAGAACAAAUCGAAUGGCUAAUUGAACAUAAAUAUAUGCGUCGGGAUGAAGAUGAUAUUAAUACUUUUAUUUAUAUGGCUUAA
Messenger RNA from Thrips palmi, 2425 nucleotides. It is a transcript of the gene Cul5, whose product is annotated as cullin-5. Gene Ontology annotation, molecular function: ubiquitin protein ligase binding. The coding region runs from base 86 to 2425 and encodes 779 amino acids. Gene Ontology annotation, biological process: SCF-dependent proteasomal ubiquitin-dependent protein catabolic process; protein ubiquitination. NCBI's taxonomy places the organism in Eukaryota, Metazoa, Arthropoda, Insecta, Thysanoptera, Thripidae. The transcript has 15 exons. Gene Ontology annotation, cellular component: SCF ubiquitin ligase complex; Cul5-RING ubiquitin ligase complex. The record is from RefSeq and is a predicted model, not a curated record.